This is a messenger RNA of Mucor mucedo, 801 nucleotides long. Its product is annotated as ERV/ALR sulfhydryl oxidase domain-containing protein. Bases 130 to 546 code for a protein of 138 amino acids. Gene Ontology annotation, molecular function: flavin adenine dinucleotide binding; flavin-dependent sulfhydryl oxidase activity. Gene Ontology annotation, cellular component: mitochondrion. NCBI's taxonomy places the organism in Eukaryota, Fungi, Mucoromycota, Mucoromycetes, Mucorales, Mucoraceae. The record is from RefSeq and is a predicted model, not a curated record. The transcript is spliced from 2 exons.
UUCUUCUUCUCAUCAGCCAUGUUAGGAAAAGAAGAAUAUGGGCAAAGAAGGGAAACAAAAGGAAGUCUCUUUUUAAUAAUUUAAAACAAGCGUCGGAGUUGCGGUAUGAGUGAAAUACAUUAAAUUGCCAUGACAGAGGAAAAAGUACAUGUGGAUCCCGAAACCGGCAACAAAAUUCCCAUGAAGGAUGGCAAGCCUUGUAGAGUGUGUGUCGAUUUUAAAACAUGGACGAAAAUCGGAAAGGAGCCUUCGAGUAAAGCAGACAGCAAGACACCCAAGGUAGAUAAAGCACCCAAGGUAAACAACAAAAUAGAGGAACCACCCGUGAUGGAUGAGGAGUGGAAACGCAAUAAUUGUCCCGCUGACGUGAAAACCUUGGGAAGACACACUUGGACACUAUUACAUACAAUGGCGGCAUACUAUCCAGAAAAGCCUGAACCAAAGCAAAAAGAAAGCAUGAAGUCUUUUUUCCAAUCCUUUUCCGAGAAUUAUCCAUGUUGGUUCUGCAAGGUAACAAAAAGUAGCUACGCGAAAUUGCAUGACUAAUCCAAACCUUGCCUUUCUAUCUCCCAGAAUGACUUUCAAAAGGAUAUGGCAGAGAACCCCAUUAAUGUUGCUAGCAGAGAAGCUUUGAGUGAGUGGUUAUGUAAAAGACAUAACAAGGUCAACGAAAAGUUGGGAAAGAAGCAGUUUGAUUGUACAAAGGUUUUUGAGCGUUGGUUGACAGGUCCUCCUAAUGGGGACUGCGACAAAUAAAUAACGUUUGCUUACGUAAUAAACCUGUUUUUUUUUAUUUAUUUA